This is a messenger RNA of Gossypium raimondii (Peruvian cotton), 1195 nucleotides long. Its product is annotated as vesicle-associated membrane protein 724. The transcript is spliced from 5 exons. The coding region runs from base 104 to 769 and encodes 221 amino acids. Gene Ontology annotation, cellular component: membrane. The record is from RefSeq and is a predicted model, not a curated record. Gene Ontology annotation, biological process: vesicle-mediated transport. Lineage: Eukaryota; Viridiplantae; Streptophyta; Magnoliopsida; Malvales; Malvaceae.
AAAACCUGCAAUAAGCAAGGUCCUUGUCGUUCUCUGUGUUGUCUCUCCCACCAACUCGCGAGAUAACCCAGUUGAACUCACAAAGGAGAAAGGGGAAGGGAAAAUGAGUCUGGAACCGUUUAUUUACAGCUUCGUGGCUCGAGGAACAAUGAUCUUGGCCGAGUACACUGAGUUCACUGGGAAUUUCCCAGCCAUCGCAACUCAGUGUUUGCAAAAACUCCCUUCUUCUAAUAACAAGUUUACUUACAACUGUGAUCACCAUACCUUUAAUUUUCUUGUUGAAGAUGGUUACGCUUAUUGUGUUGUUGCCAAAGAUUCCGUUGGAAAGCAAAUCUCUAUUGCAUUUUUGGAACGUAUGAAAGCAGACUUUAAGAAAAGAUACGGGGGUGGAAAAGCUGAUACAGCUAUUGCCAAAAGUCUUAACAAGGAGUUCGGACCAGUUAUGAGGGAGCACAUGAAAUAUAUUAUCGAACAUGCUGAAGAAAUCGAAAAGCUAUUAAAGGUGAAGGCCCAAGUUUCGGAAGUUAAAAGUAUAAUGUUGGAGAAUAUCGACAAGGCGAUUGAUCGAGGAGAAAACCUAACCACACUUGCUGACAAGACCGAGAAUCUACGUGAUCAGGCCCAAGCAUACAGGAACCAAGGGAUGAAAAUCCGUCGUAAGAUGUGGUAUCAAAACAUGAAGAUAAAGUUGGUGGUUCUCGGAAUCUUGGUUCUUCUAAUCCUUGUAAUCUGGCUUUCGGUUUGUCACGGAUUUGAUUGCACCAACUAAGUUAUGUCCUUGAGCAUUGCAGAGAAGUAAGCUUUGUUGUGACAUACACCGAAUGUGCUGUUUCGAUAUUGAGAGGAUUGGAAGGAUUGUUCGGUCAAGCGUAAGCUUUUUCAUAUCGUCUUCGGUGGUGAGUUGGUAUAGGGAGGUUUUACGGCUCAUUGAAACACCAAAACAAGAACAGAGGGAGAAUUCAGUACCAUGUUUUAUAUACUUAGUGGCAUCGUCUGAAGAAAAAACAAAAUGAUACUUUUGGUUCUUGGUUCUUACUUUUUUAUUCUAUAGCAAUGGAACUUUACAAAGAAGAAUAUUUUUAAUAUAAUGAUAUUGAUGAAUGACUAACUCAUGUGAAUUGCUUGAAACCGAGUUGGUUGGAUAGUUUUUGAUAGAAGAAAUUGAAUUUGAUGCUCGGUUAUUCGAGUUAUUCGA